Messenger RNA from Prorocentrum cordatum, 1592 nucleotides. The record is from the annotation of a GenBank genome assembly. Lineage: Eukaryota; Dinophyceae; Prorocentrales; Prorocentraceae.
GCUGAUAGAGGCCUUCCAGAAAAGGCCUCUCCAGGGCGCUGCUGCUUCGCGGCGGUGCCCGCUGGUGCCCCCCCCUAUGGAGGGUAGCGCCACUGUCCAGCAGCAAGACCUGGGCAUCCUGUCACAGCUCGAUGAAAUCAUCGACUACAUGAUCGAGGCCAAGGGCAAAGGGCCCCAGGCGAAGGUCAGGAUACCAGCUGAGAACGAAGUGAAGGCCAUAUGCCGAGAAGCCGGACAGAGGUUUAUGGAGCAGGAUCCCAUACUGGAGCUGGAGGCCCCGAUCAAGAUAGUUGGAGACAUACACGGGCAGUACCACGACCUGCUGCGCCUCUUCCAGUAUGGGGGGUUCCCUCCAGAGAGCAACUACCUCUUCCUCGGCGACUACGUCGACCGUGGGAAGCAGUCCCUCGAGGUAAUCAUUCUGCUGCUAGUGUACAAAGUCAAAUAUCCAGAGAAUUUCUUCAUGCUGCGCGGCAACCACGAGUGCGCUGCAAUCACUCGGAUCUAUGGAUUCUAUGACGAAUGCAAGCGGCGCUACAACAUCAAGAUCUGGAAGGUCUUCUGUGACCUCUUCAACAAACUGCCGUUCUGUGCGACUGUAGACGACAAGAUCUUCUGCGUCCAUGGCGGGCUCUCCCCAGAGAUGUCUUCGCUGGAAGCAGUCAAGCGCGUCAUCCGCCCCUGCGACGUGCCGGACAGCGGAAUGGUGUGUGAUUUUCUGUGGGCGGACCCCGACAUAGACAUCCAGGGAUGGGCCGAGAACGACCGCGGCGUGUCCUUUGUUUUCGGGCCGGACAUUGUCAGCAGUUUCCUCAAGAAGCACGAUUUCGACGUGGUAGUUCGUGCGCACCAGGGGCCGAUUCGCAGAACGUCUGGUUGCACAUGCGGGAGCUGUCGCACAUGCAGACUCGCCUACAACUUCCACAUGCUGGUUGUCGCCGACGGUUACGAGUUUUUCGCUAACAGGAAGCUGAUUACCUUGUUUUCGGCGCCCAAUUACUGCGGCGAGUUCGAUAACUCGGGUGCCAUGAUGAGCAUAGACGAGAGCCUAAUGUGUUCCUUCCAGGUCCUCAAGCCUGUCAAGGGGAAGAAAUGAGGACCUACAUCUUAUCUGAGCGACGCAGGAACAAGGCGUCGAACGCGCGGAUACUGCUGCUCAGCUCUGCGCGUGAGGUCGCGCGCAUGCGCCUUCUCUCCCGCGGGAUUGGCCGCGCUGGCGGUCUGCGCAAGCAGCCGGCUUACAAGGUCGCUGCUGCUCGUCGUAAGUGCGUAGGCCAUUGCGUACCUUUGGCUCGACACGCGAGAAGAGCUGUCGCGCAAGCUCGUGCGUGAGACCCUUUUUCCUUCGUUGCCGAUGUGGAUUCUGCGACACUUCAAAGGCAGUGCGCAGGAUCUGAUGCCUUCCGUGCGUCGUGUUCCUCGAGGACCGACGGGAGUGUCUGACACGCACCGACGGUGAUGCCGGCUGUUCGCCAGAUCGACCGACCUGCGGAACCCCCAUCGAGCGUAUGGUGAGGAGUCGCUCAUACGGGCAGCGUGCGCGUGUGCGCUGUUUUUCUCAUCCUUUUCCCCUUCCCCUCCUCCCCCUCCUC